GUCUCGAAAGCAUCUUCUGAGCUCAUGAAUUACUGCGAGCAACAUGCCAGGAACGACCCGCUGCUGGUUGGAGUGCCCGCUUCGGAGAAUCCUUUUAAGGACAAAAAGCCUUGUAUCAUCCUAUAG
Messenger RNA from Leptosomus discolor (cuckoo roller), 126 nucleotides. The record is from RefSeq and is a predicted model, not a curated record. Lineage: Eukaryota; Metazoa; Chordata; Aves; Leptosomiformes; Leptosomidae.